GUAGGCGCAACAAAUCGCUCACAUGCGCCUGCCUCAGACUUUGACUUCGGUAUAGAUACGGUUUCCCGCCGAGCCAUUUUCGAGUCCUACCGCUGGACCAGCUUCUCUCGACACCCUUCGGAGAAAUCGUUGACUCUGGUUCGCCAAUCGCAUUCCACGACAUGGAGCUUCUGAGAGACCAGGAAAGCACCGUCUUCUUGCGCAAUACCGGAGACUACGACUUGAGCCGACUGAUGGGCAUUUUGACGCGAGACAUUUUUCCAAUGAUCGAGAGAGAAGGACUACUCCGGUUCCGAAUAAAUUGUAUGCGCUCAAAGACUUGGAGCGAAGAUUACUUGGUUGAGUACUACACCAUGGUGUUCCAGUAUAAAAAGGAUGGAAAAUGCAGCAUCGGCAUCUGGAGGGCAGCAACCGACAAGCAGCACGUAUCUACCAGCAACCUCGAGUUGUGCAAAUUGGGUGACUAUCUUAGCCGCCUGCCUCGAUUGAGAGUAUCGCCGGUCUACUUUAAUCUGGCCUUUGAUGCAACCAAAAGCACAGAUGAGCCCCUGAUUGGAGUUUGGAAGUUCAAUCGGGCACAGUUUAACGAGUCCAACCUUCGAUUGCAACACCAGGGAGGAUUCUGUCACGAGAAAAUCGCCGAGCUGGAGGUGGCACCACUUGUUGAAAGUGACGCUAUUGAACCGCAACAGCAGCCAGAUGUCGAGGCGUCAACCGUGCCAGAGACACAGCCAAUGGAACAGGAUCCAUAUGACGAGCCAACUGAGCUCGAUCCAUAUGAAGAACCAUUGGAACUAGAUCCAAUUGUAGAGACUGAGACAAAAGGGAAGCAAGAAAUUACACCGAAAUACAAGACGACACAGGCUGGACGAUCCAAGGAGCGCUCGACCCGAGACCAAACAGCUCGACACAAAAAGCACCCGGCGACGCAGCCCUCGCAACCCAAGCCGUCAACCAAAACAUCUAAGAAGAAAGGAAACAAGCAAAGUGAGAGGACUACUGAAGAUGUACAGAAAGAUGUAAAGACAGACAACAAGGAUAGCAAGAAGGGAAAAGGACAGAAAAGGAGCCUUGCUCCAAAGAGAAAGCCAAAGCCCCCUCUUGUAGGACUUCGCUCAGGCUCCCUCCCGGCUUACCAUUCAAGUCACUAAUUCUACCACACGAGAAUGUCGCGUUGCGUAUGACCGCAAUACAGGAAGACCGACGCGAAAGCCAGAAAUACAUCUCUGGAGCCCAUAAAAGACCCAGAGACAGCAACAGCAUUAGCGACUCUAUGAGGGCUAAGCGAUCGAAGUCUUCGUUAAGGCAAUCUGACGAGUUGCUUGCCGUCGAUCAAAUGCUGGACGGAUUCGUGAUCGCUGAAACGCUAGCUAAAGGUGAAUAUCACUCGCUAGCAUCUGUUCCGCAAGUCUC
Messenger RNA from Lasiosphaeria miniovina, 1413 nucleotides. RefSeq lists its product as uncharacterized. Lineage: Eukaryota; Fungi; Ascomycota; Sordariomycetes; Sordariales; Lasiosphaeriaceae. The record is from RefSeq and is a predicted model, not a curated record. Bases 162 to 1151 code for a protein of 329 amino acids. The transcript has 4 exons.